UCUCGUUUCUAAUUUAAAUCGCGAGGGAAUUGAAAACAAAAAGAGCAAAAGCAAAAGCAAAAGUUUUCUCGUUUCUCAGAUCAUCAAAUUCGAAACCCUAAAUUUUCUUUUGGUUUAUUUUUGAUAUCACAUAUAUUUUUUUUCUCGUUCGCAAUGGGGAUAUGGGAUGCUUUUCUCAAUUGGCUACGAAGAUGAUUGUGGUGUCUGCAAUUGGCUUGGCCUGGCCAAGCGGCUGUUGCUUGGAUCAGGUCCUACAUGGGAAGUGUCUCUUUUUCAAGCAAGAAAUGGAGCUGUCUUUGAUAGGCCUUCAGAAUGCUGGAAAAACAUCACUUGUAAAUGUUAUUGCAACUGGUGGAUAUAGUGAAGACAUGAUCCCAACGGUAGGAUUUAAUAUGAAGAAGGUAACGAAAGGAAAUGUCACAAUAAAGUUGUGGGAUCUUGGAGGUCAACCGAGGUUUCGCAGCAUGUGGGAGAGAUACUGCCGUGCAGUUUCUGCUAUCGUAUAUGUUGUGGAUGCUGCUGAUUACGAUAAUGUGCCUGUAUCAAGAAGUGAACUUCAUGACCUGUUGAGUAAGCCAUCACUUAAUGGCAUUCCUUUGCUGGUACUUGGUAACAAGAUUGACAAACAAGGAGCUUUGUCUAAAGAGGGUCUGACAGAGCAAUUGGGGCUGAAGGACAUUACUGAUAGAGAAGUUUGUUGCUUUAUGAUUUCAUGCAAGAAUUCUUCCAACAUUGAUUCAGUCAUUGAUUGGCUUGUAAAGCAUUCAAAAUCAAUGAAUUGAUUCUCAGCUCCUGUACAUUUCAAUCUGUCAUUCAUGAAUACUGGAGACUGGAUGAAGCAAAUGGAAGUCACUUCUGCUGUUUUGUCUAACUGGGGUUAUUGAUCAGUCUGAUUAUCAUCUUUUUCUACUUGGCUUCAGUUACAUUAUUUAUUGUGUUGGUUAACAUCUUGGGUUUUGCUGCAGAGUUGUCUUGAUGUUGGAACACGGUGAUUUUUAUUUCUUGUAUAUAUUUUGAUUGGUGUGUAUUUUAAUGUAAACAUGGAAUUUUUUUUGUGCGCUUUUGAAUGGAAUAGUGGCUUAAUGUUUUCAGCUCUGGA
This is a messenger RNA of Quercus lobata, 1099 nucleotides long. Its product is annotated as ADP-ribosylation factor-like protein 8b. The coding region runs from base 162 to 782 and encodes 206 amino acids. Gene Ontology annotation, biological process: protein transport. The transcript is spliced from 7 exons. NCBI's taxonomy places the organism in Eukaryota, Viridiplantae, Streptophyta, Magnoliopsida, Fagales, Fagaceae. Gene Ontology annotation, molecular function: GTPase activity; GTP binding. The record is from RefSeq and is a predicted model, not a curated record.